Messenger RNA from Fusarium coffeatum, 1059 nucleotides. RefSeq lists its product as uncharacterized. The transcript has a single exon. NCBI's taxonomy places the organism in Eukaryota, Fungi, Ascomycota, Sordariomycetes, Hypocreales, Nectriaceae. The coding region runs from base 1 to 1059 and encodes 352 amino acids. The record is from RefSeq and is a predicted model, not a curated record.
AUGUUGCGAUCAACUCUUCUCCUCGCCCUUGCGGGCCUGACCGUCGCUACAGACAGUGUCUACUUCAGCGCCCAAAAAGCAAGCCAAAAGGGUCUCCCCUUACUUUCCGGCUUCAGUCCCCGUCCUCAAUUCCUCAGUAUGGCAGCGACAUGCGAAGCAGGCAUGAAACAAUGCGGCAAUACCUGCAUUGAAUCCAGUGGCCAAUGCUGCGACACGACAAAAGGAUCGUACUGCGAAGACGGCUACCGCUGUCAGGAUGAUGGGUGCUGUGAAGAUGGAAAGCUUUGCUCUGGUCCACCUACAAGAUGCACUGAUGGCAAGGAGAUGUGUGGAGGUUAUUGUAUUCCCAAGGGAAAGGUGUGCUGUCUUACGGGUUACUGUGAUGAAGGCGAGAAAUGCUCUUCGGGCGGAUGCUCUUCCGGAAGCUCGUCCAGUGGAAGCGGUGGUUCCUCUGGUGGCUCUUCUGGCGGUACAAAUUGCCAGAGCUAUGAGGAACCUUGUGGUGAUAAGUGUAUGCCAGAAGGCAUGGUAUGCUGCAAGACUGGAUACUGUCUGAGCGGACAGACAUGCACCUCCGAUGGAAAAUGUCAAUAUGGUUCUGGCUCUGGAAGCAGCUCUGGAGGUUCAUCUGGAGGUUCCUCCGAAGGCGGCUGUGACAGCUACCAAGAAGAGUGCGGUGAGGGAUGCAUGCCCAAGGGUAUGGUUUGCUGCGACACAGGAUACUGCUUGUCCGGUCAGGUCUGCUCCAGCGAUGGUACCUGCAGAUACGGUUCAAGCAGUGGAGGCAGUGGCGGCUCAAGCGACGACGACGACGAUUCAAAGUCUGCCACCCGCACCUUCGACACUCCUUCUUUCACCGCGCCUUCGAUCGAGCCUAUUCCUACCCUCGACGACGAUACUUUCCCUACAUUCAGUUCUCGCCCUCUUCCUACUGGGCCCAGAUCUGGCGGCGACGACGACGGCACCAGUAACAGCAACAGUGAUGGAGGCAGCAGCGGCUCGAUUGUCGUGCCUAGUAUCUUCAUGGGUGUUAUCGCCAUGAUUCCUCUCCUUCUUUAA